Molecule: messenger RNA, 1521 nt
Organism: Phytophthora nicotianae INRA-310
Lineage: Eukaryota; Oomycota; Peronosporomycetes; Peronosporales; Peronosporaceae
Exons: 2
Coding region: 1-1386 (461 amino acids)
Source: RefSeq, a predicted model, not a curated record
AUGAAUACAGGUUGGUAUGGUAAACGGAUUCGCAACUGGGUGGGCUCUACGAUCGGAACAAAUAGCGACACAGCGUGUUAUCGACUCACCGAACCUUUCAAUAGCCGUAAAACAUGUCCAGCAGGCUAUACCAAGAACGGAAAUACCAGUCUGGCUCAAUGUCCAUUGGCAUAUCCAGUCAAGUGUUUUCUGGAAUGUAUUCCUCAGAAUGACGACUGUACACUGGAGAUCACGCAGAAAACUGUGGCUGUUGUAGCCUCAAUAGUUAAUGUGGUGACGGCUGGUAUAUUCGGUGCGGUUUUUACGGGUUACAAGAAAGCGAAGGAGAAUUUUCUCUGUGCUGCUAAUAUAGUGGGGGUUAUCAGAUCCUUGAUCUAUUACAUCCGAUUCCAGAAGACGACAGCACCUCAAGGAGCAGUCGAAGAGAUGCUCGCAGUGGCGUAUCAUACUUGUGGAUUUACCCGUGGCAGUUUGCCACUGCCUGGGUUUCCCGUCCCGACGAACUUACAAUUCAGUGGUGUGGUUAUGAUGAUCGUGGAGGCUAUCGUGAAGCAAGCUAUUAUCAUGGCGACGAGAUUCUAUCCUCUGCACAAAAUCGUAGUUAACUCUACACACUCCAGUGUGGAUACACUGCAAGGUCUCAUGGAUACCAACUCAACCUGUGGAUACCAGCUCAAACGCCUCACAGAUCACGUCAUUCUUUCAGUAAAUAACGUUCGUAACAACUCUCCGGACGCCACGGUAGACGACAUUCGAGUCAAAAUCAGCAAAUCUUCCCUAGUGCUGAAAGUUAUCCCCGCUGCUUCGAACAACUGCAUGAACGAGUUGCUUUCCUACAAGACACAAAAAGCUGUCUUUAAGACUCGCGAUUUAUUACGCAAGACGUUUGGAGUGAUCGUGGAUCAGUUGAUCGAGACAGCCACCACAGAUUUAGGAAAAUCUGUCGCGGAACAGCAGAAUAUGCUUGAGGUUACGAAUAUGGGGCUAACGAUGCUAGCCGGUCUAGAUCCGACACGAAUCGUCUGGUUAGCGUCCCAGUUCGUCCAGCCGACUUGUGCACCUACAGCGUUUAUCGGUGAAAUCGACGAUGGCUCGCUGUAUGACGCAUUGGGCCUAACAACGACCGAUGAAGCGUUUGUCGGGAGCUACGGCACGUGGAAGAAGAAAGGAGACGGCAUUGUGAAUUUUGUGUUCACGAGCAGUGAUACGAAGGAUGUGACGGUGGUGAUUCACUCUGGUGGAGAAAAUGUAGCGGAAGUUGAUGUAAAUGCUGGUGCGACACGACUUGGAAUUCGACCGUCGCUAAACUGCAGGACAAGGUGCUGUACCUGGAUCGAUGGAGACCAAAUUUGCUUGGGAUAUCUGGUUCGGGUGGAGGAUCGUUGAAACUGUGGGUUCCAGGGCCUUCGAAAGGAGGUCAUCUAACAAUGCAUGUCCUGGUAAAUGGAAGUUAGUGAAGUGACUUGUCGUAAAUUCUAUGGUAAUAAAACGCUGAGUGUUUUUUUUUUAAAGAAUAAACAA